UCCACGCGCACCGGGCGGGGCGGGGCGGCUCGCUAAGAUGGCGCUGCCCAGCGGGCUCCGGCGCUGCCCUGGGCCGGUCCGCGCCUUCUCCGCCCACCUUCUGGCGGCGCCUGCCAGACCCGGCUGGACCGGGCUGGAGCCGCGGGGCCCGGCUGCCCUGACCCGCGCCCGGGUCCCCGCGCGCUUCUGCGCCAGUGACGAGCAGAGCCGGCGGCGGGGUCCGCCGGGGGCGGGCGGCGGCCGGAGCGUGGUGGUGGUGGGGAUCCCCAACCCCUUCAUCUGGGUCCGCACCAGGCUCUACUGCUUCCUCAUCCGGGCCUACUUCGACCAGGAGUUCAGCGUCGAGGAGUUCACCCAGGGGGCCAAGCAGGCCUUUGCUCUUGUUUCAAAGCUGUUGUCUCAAUGUAAACUUGAUCUGUUGGAGGAAUUUGUAUCAAAAGAGGUACUUCAAGUGUUGAAGGAGAAGCUUUCUUCCUUGUCUGAAAACCACAGGAAUGCCCUGGCUGCUGACAUGGAGGAAAUAAUGUAUACAACAGCAGGAGAUGUUGGCAUUUACUAUGAUGACAGUGGAAGGAAGUUUGUUAGUAUCCUGAUGCGCUUCUGGUAUCUAACUAGCGCUGACCUUCCUGAUGAAGCUCCAGAUGGAACCAAAGUUUUCCAGGUUGUAUUUGGAGAUGAAACUGUGAAAGAAACUAAACGUCUUCUAACAGCAAACUAUGAGUUCCGAAGGGAAUUUACACAAGGAGUGAAGGCAGACUGGACUAUUACACGGAUUGAGCAUCCAAAGCUAUUAGAAUAAAUUUCUUGUACAAUGACUUUUAUGGACCUUCAUAAAUCCUCUGGCAUACCAAAGGUGUCAAGCUUUUUUGGUCUCUCCACAACAAUCUCUUUUCAGGAUUAAUUUUAUAUUUUUUAAUUCCCAAAAUACUUUUGAAUUGAUCAUAUACAGUAUAUUGCUCUGAAAGAAUAACAAUAAAGCCUUUUCCAUGA
Mauremys reevesii (Reeves's turtle) is the source of this 990-nucleotide messenger RNA. It is a transcript of the gene MAIP1, whose product is annotated as matrix AAA peptidase interacting protein 1. The transcript is spliced from 5 exons. Gene Ontology annotation, molecular function: ribosome binding. Gene Ontology annotation, cellular component: mitochondrial inner membrane. Gene Ontology annotation, biological process: protein insertion into mitochondrial inner membrane from matrix; inner mitochondrial membrane organization. Lineage: Eukaryota; Metazoa; Chordata; Testudines; Geoemydidae. The record is from RefSeq and is a predicted model, not a curated record. Bases 38 to 799 code for a protein of 253 amino acids.